UGGAGGACCGUCAGGAGGCGGAUCUGGCGCGAUUCCAAAGGCGAAGCACUGUCAGGUGAGACUAGUCGAUGUUGUUGAAAAUGCAUACAAAAAAACUGGCGGUUAUACAGGGUGAUGUAAAACUUAAGGCGUAUAUAUCGACACUGGGAGUGAACGAAGCAUUAUAAGGCGCGAAAUGUUCGAUACUCUUGGUGACGAUAUUAAAGUUGAUCCAUCGUCUGUGGUUUUACAGGAUUUUGGCGGCGGUACGUGCACAGUGAAAGGCGAGGUAAAAUUACCUAUCAUUGUGGACGGCAUCGCAAUACAUGUUAAGGCGGUAAUUGCAGACUGCGAUCUUUUUGGCGCUGAUCUUCUUUUAGGUCAACCGGCGUUAGCUACCCCAGGCGUUACACUAACGGUCACCGAUGGCAAGGCGAAGCUCACUCGGGUUGACCCAGCAGUGGAGAUGAUCCAACAGAUCACUUUGGAGGAUGACAAGGCGAUGGCGUUACGCAAGGUGCUAUGCUUGGAGGACACAAGCAUGGAUCCUGGCGAAGAGGCAGACUUAUUGGUGGUGGUGUAUGGCGGAAAACAAGGCGAAAAGUAUUGGGUACCUGUCAAACGGUUUGAAAAGAAGGGCACCGUAUUGGCAAUAGGCGGACAGGUACUGACUGGCGGUGAAUCUUCCAAGUUACAUGUGAAGAACGUAGGCGAAAAACAGAUGAUUUGGAAGACGGGAUGCGUCAUGGCGAGAUGCACCCUUAUAGGCGAAGUUACUGUUAAGGAUGGCCGAAUGUAACCAGUGAUUUUUCCGAGGCGAAGGAAAAUGGCAACGUGGCGACGGGCACGGCGAAGUAGCAUCGGCAACGCUGCAAGCCACAGUCAGCUGGCGGGCGGGGGAAGCUAUCUAUCGGCGUCGGCGGGGGACGAAUCAUUUUUGGCGGACUGGUGAUAUUUUUACUAUUAUUAGGCGUUUAAAUUGUUUUUAAUUAGUUGAAUAAAGGCGUGUUUAC
Sitophilus oryzae (rice weevil) is the source of this 992-nucleotide messenger RNA. RefSeq lists its product as uncharacterized. The coding region runs from base 176 to 778 and encodes 200 amino acids. The record is from RefSeq and is a predicted model, not a curated record. The transcript has 2 exons. Lineage: Eukaryota; Metazoa; Arthropoda; Insecta; Coleoptera; Curculionidae.